GGGAGCCAGGGGGUGGAGGCGGGAGAGACCCCUCGGGACCCCCCCAAACCUCCAUCAGAACCCCCCAAACCUCCCUCAGGACCCCCCCGGACCUGAACUGGAGGCUCUCCAGUGGUGGGUGAGCCCCUGGCUCUGGGGUCUGCUCAUGGGGGGCUUCGCUCGUUCCCCUCCCCUCACGCUGAGGGUGCCAACAUGGCGGGCGGUCCCCAUUUCCCUCACCCACCUCCCCUUAUCUCCCCGUGGGGAUCUCCGUCGUGGCACGGCUCCUGUCCCCGCCGUGUCCCUUCUCCCUGCCCGCCGCUGCUGUCGCAGUCACCCAAGCGUGGCCCUGGACUGGAAGCAGCUGCUGGACAGGUGCAGCCACCAAGCCAACCCCCCCCAGUGUCCCCAACCCCCCCCGUGUGUGUCCCCAACCCCCCCAGUGUCCCCAAGCCCCCCCCCCCCCGUGUCCUCUCCGCGUCGUCCCCCCCGGCCGAGAUGAGGCAGAGCCCCCCGGAGAGGAGCUUGGGCCAGGGCGCAGCGGCGCUGGCGCGAUGAGCCCCCCGGUCCCCGUCCCCGCCGGCAGGAUGCUGCUCGCCCUGGCCCUGGCCUGCGCCAGCCCCUUCCUGGAGCCGCCGGCGGCGCCGCGCCGCACGCUCAACGUGGCCGUGAUCCUGAGCGGGGCCUCCUACGGCCCCGCCGGGCCCCGCCUGGCGCCCGGAACCUUCCGGAACUUCUCUCUGGACGUGAACCCCGUGGGGGUGGUGCUGAACGACACCAACCCGCGCAGCCUCAUCGUGCGCCUGUGCGACGUGCUGUCCUCGCUGCGCAUCCACGGCGUCGUCUUCGAGGACGACACGCGCUCCGAGGCCGUGGCGCAGAUCCUCGACUUCAUCUCGGCCCAGACCUCCGUGCCCAUCAUCGGCGUCAACGGCGGCUCCGCCAUCGUCCUCACGCCCAAGGAGAAGGGCUCCACCUUCCUGCAGCUGGGCUCCUCCACGGAGCAGCAGCUCCAGGUGAUCUUCGAGGUGCUGGAGGAGUACGACUGGACGGCCUUCGCCGUGGUCACCACGCUGCUGCCCGGCUACGAGGACUUCGUGGACUACGUGGAGGUGCUGACCGACAGCAGCUUCAUCGGCUGGGAGCACCGCGGCGUGGUCACCCUGAACCUGACCGACGACCCCGAGGGCGCGCGGACGCGCCGGCAGCUGCGCGAGGUGACGGCGCAGAUCCGGCUGCUCUACUGCUCGCGCGACGAGGCCGAGGCCGUGUUCCGCGCCGCGCGCGACGCCGGCCUCACCGGGCCCGGCUACAUCUGGUUCGUGGUGGGCACCAACCUGGGCGGCAGCGAGCAGCUGCCCGAGCACGUCCCCGCCGGGCUGUUCGCCGUGCUGUCGGCCGGCUGGCGCGACGACCUCCAGCACCGCGUGCACAACGGCGUGGCCAUCGUGGCCAAGGGCGCCGAGGCGCUGCUGCGCGACUACGGCUUCAUCCCCGAGUUCAACAACGACUGCCGCGCGCCCCAACACACGCUCGGGGUCGGGUUGGACAGGUACUUCAUGAACAUCACGUGGGGACAGAAGGAUUUCUCCUUCAACGAGGACGGGUACCUGGUGAACCCCUCGCUGGUCGUCAUCUCCCUCAACAAGGAGCGCAACUGGGAGGUGGUGGGCAGCUGGGAGCAGCAGGUGCUGAGGCUCAAGUACCCGGUGUGGUCGCGCUACGGGCGGUUCCUGCAGCCCGUGGAGGACGGGCGGCACCUGACGGUGGCCACGCUGGAGGAACGUCCCUUUGUCAUCGUGGAGAACAUCGACCCGGCCACCGGCACCUGCAUCCGCGACUCCGUGCCCUGCCGGCGCCAGCUCAACCGCACCGCCAGCCCCCCACCCUUUGAGAAGAAGUGCUGCAAGGGUUUCUGCAUCGACAUCCUGAAGCGCCUGGCGCGGGCCCUGGGCUUCACCUACGACCUUUACCUGGUCACCAACGGCAAGCACGGCAAGAAGAUCGAUGGCGUCUGGAACGGCAUGGUGGGGGAGGUGUUUUACCGCCGCGCGGACAUGGCCAUCGGCUCCUUGACCAUCAACGAGGAGCGCUCCGAGAUCAUCGACUUCUCGGUGCCCUUCGUGGAGACCGGCAUCAGCGUCAUGGUGUCCCGGAGCAACGGCACCGUGUCCCCCUCCGCCUUCCUGGAGCCGUACAGCCCGGCCGUGUGGGUGAUGAUGUUCGUCAUGUGUCUCACCGUGGUGGCCGUCACCGUCUUCAUCUUCGAGUACUUCAGCCCCGUGGGCUACAACCGGAGCCUGGCCAGCGGCCAGCGUGCAGGUGGCUCCACCUUCACCAUCGGCAAGUCCAUCUGGCUGCUGUGGGCGCUGGUGUUCAACAACUCGGUGCCGGUGGAGAACCCCAAGGGCACCACCAGCAAGAUCAUGGUGCUGGUCUGGGCCUUCUUCGCCGUCAUCUUCCUCGCCAGCUACACCGCCAACCUGGCGGCCUUCAUGAUCCAGGAGGAGUACGUGGACACCGUGUCCGGCCUCAGCGACCGCAAGUUCCAGCGGCCCCAGGAGCAGUACCCCCCGCUGAAGUUCGGCACGGUGCCCAACGGCAGCACGGAGAAGAACAUCCGCAGCAAUUACCCGGCCAUGCACAGCUACAUGGUGCGCUACAACCAGCGCGGCGUGGAGGACGCGCUGCAGCACCUCAAAACGGGGAAGCUGGACGCCUUCAUCUACGACGCGGCCGUGCUGAACUACAUGGCCCGCAAGGAGGAGGGCUGCAAGCUCGUCACCAUCGGCUCGGGCAAGGUCUUCGCCUCCACCGGCUACGGCAUCGCCCUGCAGAGGGGAUCCCGCUGGAAGCGCCCCGUGGACCUGGCCCUGCUCCAGCUCCUGGGGGACGAUGAGAUCGAGAUGCUGGAGCGGCUCUGGCUGUCGGGGAUCUGCCACCAGGAGAAGCUGGAGGUGAUGAGCAGCAAGCUGGACAUCGACAACAUGGCCGGGGUGUUCUACAUGCUGCUGGUGGCCAUGGGGCUGAGCCUGCUGGUCUUCGCCUGGGAGCACCUGGUGCACUGGAAGCUGCGGCACCUGGGCACGCCCGGGCGGCUGCGCUGCCUGCUGGCCAUCAGCAGGGGCAUGUACAGCUGCUGCAGCGCCGAGGACCCCCCCACGCCCCCCCCACGCCCUGCGCGCCCCCUGCGCGGCCCCCGCCGCCCCCCACCCCCCCCGCCCUGCCCACGCCCACCCCCCCCCCGCGACCCGCCGCCCCCCCCCCCGAGCGCUGGCGCCCCCCCGCACGCCCCCCCCCCCCCCCCGCCCCGCCGGGGCCCCCCCGACUCCUUCCACCGCUUCUACGGCCCCAUCGAGCCGCAGGGGCUCAGCCGGGGGGGCGCGGGGGGGCCCUGCCCGCGCUCCCCGCCCCCCCGCACGCCCCCCGCCCGCUACGCGGCCCCCCCGGAGCCCUUCACCCCCACCCUGGCCUCGCCGCGCCCCCCGAGCCGCUGCUGCGGCCCCGCCCCCACCUGUGCCGGGGGCACCCCCCGCACCUGGCGGCCCCCGCCCGGGCCCCCCCCCCCGGGGCUGUACCCCGACAUCUCCGACUCGGACUCGGAGGGCUGCGAGCGGGGCCCCCCCGGGCCCCCCCCGGGGCGCUGCUGGUCGGCCGAGAAGCUGGGGGGGCCCUGGGGGGGAGGGGGGGGCGGCGGCUGGGGGGGCAGCCUGGAGUUUUUGGGGGGUCCCCCCCUGCCCCCCCCGCACUACGCGCCCCUCCCCCUCCCCCCGCCGCCGCCGCCCCUCCCCCGCUGCCGCAGCUGCUCGGCCGAGCGGCUCCGGGACUGGGAGGGGGGGGGGCGGCGCUGGGGGCCCCCCCCCCGGGCUAUUGGGGCGGGGGUCCCUGGGGCGGGUUUUGGGGGGCGCCCCCCCCCCCGCGCCCCGCCGCCACGGCCCCCGCCCACUGCGCGCGCCCGGCCCCCCCCCCGGCCUCGCGCAGCCUCGAGGACCUGA
Molecule: messenger RNA, 3974 nt
Organism: Vidua macroura (Pin-tailed whydah)
Lineage: Eukaryota; Metazoa; Chordata; Aves; Passeriformes; Viduidae
Product: glutamate receptor ionotropic, NMDA 2D-like
Biological process (GO): excitatory postsynaptic potential; monoatomic ion transport; synaptic transmission, glutamatergic
Cellular component (GO): plasma membrane; NMDA selective glutamate receptor complex; postsynaptic density membrane
Molecular function (GO): NMDA glutamate receptor activity; transmitter-gated monoatomic ion channel activity involved in regulation of postsynaptic membrane potential
Source: RefSeq, a predicted model, not a curated record